CGGCAACAAUAAACAAGUUAGCGGUGGGAUGCACCGUUGCAUUUCUCCAACGAAACUCAACUUUACGACACCUGUGGAGCUCAGCAGCAUUCCAUAAAUGCUGUGAGAUUGUAUACUCUGCAACCAUUUCUGUAUGACCAAAGCACAAAGGAGCAAAAGAAAUGGUUCCCUCGAAACAUGCUGCCAGUAUGGGAGCUAGUGGUUCUGGUCAGUCUGUCCACCUUGGCCACGAAGGACACCAGACUGCUCCUGGAUGGUGUACACCAUGUCCAGACAGAAUAAAUGUAGGCCUGCUUGCAGGUAAAAAGGUUAACACUGUUACUCAGCAAUGUAGUCAAGCUGAAGCUGAAAGUCUGCCAACAUCAACAUGUUCUGAGGCCAAAGUUAGCCACUCUGUUCCUAACCCCAGCAGACUGAGGAAAGCCAAGGCUUUUGCAGAUGAAGCUGUCAAGAUGCGUAAGAUCUUCUCUGUCAAGGGUCCUUACCCUAUCAUCAGGGCAGCUUUGAGGGCUAGAGGCUGGGUUGAGCGUAUGCACUGCACCAAGCAGCGUCAGAGCAGCGUGAACAGAGCCAGUCUAGAUAAUACCAAGAAUGCUGAUGAUGCUGAACGAGAACAAGAUCCUGAUGAACUGCAUGAUCUCAUGUCUUGCCUUGUGCGAACUAAAAUGGUUUAUUUCUACUGGACAAACCGUAGAGAUUCAAUCAACAUUAAGAACUUGCAGAAAGACCAGAUUGUCAACUAUUUUGCUAAGGCUGACAGCUUCGUCACCAAGGCGGGGCUGUGUGUGAACCUCAGGAAUCUGCACUGGUUUGAUUCAGCUGACCCAGACACUUUCUUUCCUCGUUGUUACAGAAUAUUGGCCCAGGAAGAGAAGCAUGCUUUCAUUGAGGACUAUCGGCGGACAGCAUGCUCCGGUUUUUUGAAGUGGAUUGUGGAUCAGGAUAUUCAAAGGCAGGAAACAAAGCACAGUGUUCAGACCAUUAAGGGUCAGAGGAAGCAAAGUAAACAACAAUCAAUACCGUUGUCCCUUUCAAAAAUGAUCAACUGUGCCCUCAAAGUAUGCCAGGAGUACCUGCAGAGUCUGGAGCACGGUGACAUUGACACAAGCUUGGAAGUGCUUACACAGGAGGAGUGGGCAGAAUAUCUUAACAGUUACUACCUUGUUGUUCAUGGCAGAUUGCAGAUUGAGAUCAGUGAUUACUUUGUGAGCUGCUGUAAAGCCAUGCUGCAGAGACUAGAGGAAGUCUGUCCACAGCUGGGCAUAGAUGGUAUACACAACAUCUGGAUCAUCAAACCUGGAGCGAAAUCUAGAGGCAGAGGUAUAAAAUGUGCCAAGCGGCUUGAUCAGAUCCUCCAACUGGUGCACAGUGAUCUGAUGGUGGUCAAGGAUAGUAAGUGGGUGGUGCAGAAGUACAUAGAGCAGCCCUUUCUGGUCUAUGGUACCAAGUUUGAUGUGCGGCAGUGGUUUCUGGUCACCGACUGGAACCCUUUGACAGUGUGGUUCUAUAAAAAGUGCUAUUUGCGCUUUUCCACGCAGCCUUACUCACUGGAUACACUGGACAGAUCUGUGCACUUGUGUAAUAACUCCGUCCAGAAGAACCUGAAGCCGUCUCAACAACGCCAUCAAGGCAUUCCAGCAGACAACAUGUGGCUGGACGACAUGUUUAGGGCCUUUCUGGCAAACCAGGGAAAGACAGCUCAGUGGGAGACUGUUGUAGUUCCAGGAAUGAAGAAGGCUAUAAUCCAUGCAUUGCAGACAUCACAGGACUUGAUGGAGUCACGCAAAAACACAUUUGAACUCUAUGGUGCUGAUUUUGUGUUGGGAUGUGACCUGCAUCCAUGGUUAAUAGAAAUCAAUGCUAGUCCCACCAUGGCACCCUCAACUUCCGUGACAGCCAACCUCUGCACCGCUGUGCAGGAGGACACCUUACGAGUCGUCCUGGACCGGAGAGUUGACCGCGCAGCAAACACUGGAAACUUUCAGCUGAUAUACAGGCAGGCAGCAGUAAAAGUCCCUCAGUACAGAGGAGUCAACCUACUCGUUGAGGGGUUCAACAUUAAAAACCCCAGCCCUCUUCCUCCACUGAAGCCCUCACACCAUUCAGCACCAAAAUGCCAAGGCACAGUGAAGAAGAAUGGCCGAACAGCAAAAAAAGUUCAGCAGAAGAGUGGAAAACUCAAGUACAGCAUCAAUGGUGCAGUACCAACUCCUCCUCUUCUUCCAGAACCAUCUGUGCCCAGGCCAGCUGAAAUCCCUCCACUUCACCUGCCAGAGACAGUUGACAAGCAUGAUCCUCUUUGUGACAAGUCACAUUCUGGACUGCUGUGGAAGAGAAAAACAGAGGUUUCAAAUAAAUGCUGAAAGUUCAACCUUUGCCAUCAGAGAUUACCACUUCUAAACAGCCCAGGCAAG
Molecule: messenger RNA, 2414 nt
Organism: Melanotaenia boesemani (Boeseman's rainbowfish)
Lineage: Eukaryota; Metazoa; Chordata; Actinopteri; Atheriniformes; Melanotaeniidae
Product: tubulin monoglycylase TTLL3-like
Exons: 15
Coding region: 162-2363 (733 amino acids)
Biological process (GO): cilium movement; cilium assembly; protein polyglycylation
Cellular component (GO): cilium
Molecular function (GO): protein-glycine ligase activity, initiating
Source: RefSeq, a predicted model, not a curated record